AUGAGUCACUGCGUUCCAGAUUUUGAAAUACAAAUGGACGAUGACGAAGAAUUCCCAAUUCCCGUCUCAAAGAAACCCUCCAUGCAAAACGACAACAUCAUGGAACUGUUAUGGCAAAACGGCCAGGUCGUGAUGCACAGCCAAAAUCAUCGACCACUCCGAAGACCGCCGCCUCCGUUGAUGUCCGGCAGCGACGGCGUUAAUCUGGCGAAGGAGAUUCGACCACCCGAAGCAGGAAACUACAGUAACCAACACCUGUUCAUGCAAGAAGACGAAAUGGCGUCGUGGCUCCACUAUCCAAUCCACGAAGAUCCUACUCCCUUCGAUCAUCAUCACGGUUUCUGCGCCGACAUGCUCUACCCGCCGCCAAACGCUACUGCGAGCCAGAGUAAUAACAACGCAGCCAUGCAAUCCUCCCUUCGCGGGACGGAGCUUCGGCAUCCGCCUCCUCGGCCGCCGAUUCCGCCGCGGAAGACGGUGCCGGCGGGAUACAGGAUGCAGAAUUUCGCUCACUUCUCGAAGCACGGCAAUGCGUCGUCGAGUUCGAAGGCCACUGCGGCACAGCCGACGGUGGUGGAUUCGUGCGAGACGCCGGUCGCUGAGCACGCUGAAACAGGCCGUGCAAGUGUGGCCGCUGCUGCCUGUAAGGCGGCGGAGUCUGACGGAAGGGAGACAACGACGGCGACGUGCGAUGUGACGGUGACGUCAUCUCCUGGUGGCUCCAGCCGGAGCGCGAGCGCGGAACCGGUUCAGAGGGAACCGGACCGGAAGAGGAAGGGAAGAGAACCCGAGGAAUCUGAGUUUCAGAGCGAGGUGAGUGAGUUGACUCGUUUUGUUUUUUUCUUCUUGAACUCUCACACGUUCCAUAUGCUUAGUCUUGACUAUCGUGCGCCGGGGAAGUGA
Messenger RNA from Sphenostylis stenocarpa, 903 nucleotides. NCBI's taxonomy places the organism in Eukaryota, Viridiplantae, Streptophyta, Magnoliopsida, Fabales, Fabaceae. The record is from the annotation of a GenBank genome assembly.